AUGUAUGGAGAAACUCAAGUUGCAUACUGCUGCAGCUUCAUCAGUGGAGAGAGAAAGGAGCCCGGGCCAUCGAUAACGUUCCGCAGCCGUCCCGUCAGGACAUCAUUGGGCCUCUGCACAUGCUGGGUCUUACACAGGUGCAGAGCCAUCUCUCCAAUUUUAUCUGAAUCCCCGUUUUGGAUCCUGUUGCCAGUUGGGAGGGGGGAUGCCGUGAGAGAGUUGAGACUGAGGCUCUUAUCACGGCCGGUGAGGACGACAGCCAACAACUGCCGAUGA
This is a messenger RNA of Colletotrichum lupini, 276 nucleotides long. RefSeq lists its product as uncharacterized. The coding region runs from base 1 to 276 and encodes 91 amino acids. NCBI's taxonomy places the organism in Eukaryota, Fungi, Ascomycota, Sordariomycetes, Glomerellales, Glomerellaceae. The transcript has a single exon. The record is from RefSeq and is a predicted model, not a curated record.